AUGACUCUGCUGUAUUCUGGUAUUCUGUCUGAUCAGGAGCUUUGGAAGCAGCACCACAGCCUUGACAUUAUCAUAUCACAACACCAUCCACCGUCAAUAUCUCAUACUGAGAACAAAAAAGGUAUCCCACUCACAACAUCCCAAGAAAAUCAACCUCUGUCAACUACACUUCAAUCUAUCAUGGCGCCUUCUUUCGACUCAUGUCUUCCGAAAGGUUAUAAAGCUGCGAAACCAACCAAAGCUUUGGAUUGUGCAGAAAAGCCGAUACUUAUCAUUGACGAUGACUCAAAUCAACCCAAUACUGAUCAGACCAAGGGCCUCAUCGUUUCAUCACCGGAUUGGAAAGAAAAAGGAAAAGGAAAAGGAAAAGAAAAAGAAAAAGAAAAAGAAAAAGGAAAAGCCACGGAAGCAUACCACACUUACCAAGAGCAAGAGAUCGAUGCGGUAAGAACCUUGGUAACUUUGUCAAAAACAAUACACAAAAUGUCGACUGCACCUUCCGACAACAAGAAAGAAACCGGUCAACUUGCAACAGAUAAGAUGGCACAUGAGACAUCUGAACAUCGGAAAAAGUUGCCAACAGAAAUUUGGAUUAAAAUCUGGGAACUCGUCGCAAAUGACAAUCCAAGAAACCUUGACAUCUGGACUUGGAGUGAAGGACCUGAAAAACUAUGGGAGAAUGAGAAACAGCGAAUAAUCAAUGGCCCUCUGGAUUAUGCCUCUCGAAUCCGAUGGAAUCCAUUCAAAUUCAUAACAACGCAAGUUGUUCCUCCGAUGUUACAUGUCAGCUGCCUCUCACGGUACAUUGGUCUAGAAUAUUAUAAACUCGGCUUUGGCUGUCACCUCGGAAUGCCCAAAAUCCCCUCAGAAGAUUACUCGAUACUUGAGCCUCGAAUUUACUAUCAUAAAAAUGAUCUUGUAUGUCCAAUGGGUCGGUUCAGCUCUAAAGAAUCCGAGUGUUUUUGGGAACAGCUCCCCGAAGAAAUAUCCGCAAUCGCCUUAAAUUUAGGCAAGCUCAAGAACAUUCCUCCAAAGCUGCACGAAAAUAGUGAAGAUUAUAACAACCAAAUUGCUCACGAACAUUUUAGUUAUGAGUAUUCGAGAGGCCUCAUUCAAGAUCCUGAUAGACUUGAUGAAUUGGAACUUCCCUUCUUUGGAAGCAAUCGGGGUAAGGAAUUUUCAAAGCGUGCGUCAAAGAUUUACCUGUAUUGUUUUGUCGAUUACAUCUCCAAACAAGGCCCCAGAGAUUUUCGAUUCACACCACUCGUCGGUGGCUCGAAUGCUUUAAGCGUGCAUGGGGAUGUAGAUUCAGAUUUCAGCUUCGGUGAAUUGGUGCGAAAUGCUCACUUUAGCGGACGUGUAGAUGAUCAUGGUCUAGACGAUAUGUAUUUACGAUGGGAACAAUGGCUUCGAUAUGGGGGUUUAACAUGGUUAAAAGAUGGGGGGACGAAACCUGGUUGGAUCCAAAUUGACAACCCUACGGCAUAUGAUCGGGACAGAAAUGAGUUCUUUAGGUUUUUAGAACCUUGGGAGGAAGCGGAAUUUAUAAAACGUGGUGUUCCUAAUAUUGGAAUGAAUUCUAAGUUUUGGGUUCCUGGAGUUCCUGAGGUUCAUUCCAUGAAACUCGAAAUUCAUGGUUAG
This is a messenger RNA of Botrytis fragariae, 1641 nucleotides long. RefSeq lists its product as uncharacterized. Bases 1 to 1641 code for a protein of 546 amino acids. Lineage: Eukaryota; Fungi; Ascomycota; Leotiomycetes; Helotiales; Sclerotiniaceae. The record is from RefSeq and is a predicted model, not a curated record. The transcript has 3 exons.